This is a messenger RNA of Cololabis saira (Pacific saury), 1445 nucleotides long. RefSeq lists its product as uncharacterized. The transcript has 11 exons. The coding region runs from base 48 to 1445 and encodes 465 amino acids. Lineage: Eukaryota; Metazoa; Chordata; Actinopteri; Beloniformes; Belonidae. The record is from RefSeq and is a predicted model, not a curated record.
CUGUAUCUAGGUCUCGCAUCCUGGGGGAAUGUGAAGCAUUGACCACAAUGAUAAAUUCUUUUAAGGUAAAUCGAAAAAAGAACGUUCAGAGCCAGGGUGAAUCUGAUAAAUAUGAACCAUCCCUUUCAGAGCUGAGAGAACUUAGAGAAGCUGUACAAAUGGACUUGGAGCUCUUCCCACGUCCAUCAGCAACACCGUCCCGUCUGCCUGUGAAGGGACUAAAAAACAUGAGAUUGUCAUCAGAACAAAGCACAGACAGUCUUCUGGGACUACGUGGAGCUCCUCCUCUGUGCCAUCUUAUACCUAGGCCACCAAGUGGACCUCCUCCAACCCACGCCUCUCCAUCCAGGACUCACUCUUUACACAGGCUCACACCAAUCUCUAAUAAGUCACACAAACAUCCCACCUGCAACAGCAAGGAUACUUCAGGGCUUGCAAGCAGCCCCCUCUCUGCUAAACAGAAAACUGUUAAAAGCAAACCACUCUCCCAACAUACAGUACUCCUGCAGGAGGGCCACCUUGAUUACAAUCAGACCUUCAGGGCUGAAAUGAGGUGCAGAGAGACUACGUGGACCUUGGCCAGGAUCUGUAGUGGCAGCAAAAGGCUGGUGGUGCAGAGACUGUUGCAGAGGCAGCGCCAGCACAUGGACGACAUUCGCUUUCAUUUCCUCAUGGUCCAGAGCGACUCCGAGCAGGUCGCACAAGCGCACUCGGACUUGACAAUGGUUUCAAUAUUUAACCUGCUUGAGCGGCACAGACUGCAGUCCUUCUACAACCAGUUUCUUCAGUUGGGUGUGAAGGAUGAGAUGGAUUUCUUGGAUGGAGUGACGGAUGAGGAUCUGAACAACAUGGGUUUAAGUCAGGUGGAAAAGACUCGUUUUUCCACCAUGAAAAACUUCAUUCAAAAACUCAGAGCUCCACAGCGACAAGUUCAAGCUGUGGCACCAGUACAAAAAUCACUGGAGUCAUUCUCUAUCCAGUACACAUACCCUAAGUGUCCCACACCAAAGCAUAUUAAAGAUAUGGACCCAGCACAAAACACAGUUGAAGAUCUGAUGUUACGAAUCUGUCAUUUUGAAAAUGUUGGCAUCAACAAAGGAGUCUGUCUCUACACAGCUGAUGGGAUGCCCCUGACAGACGACCCCUUCUUCAACACAUGGUCUUUGAAGGACAGACACAUUGAAAAUGGUGCCAUGAUCUAUGCCAUAUUUACACCGAAGGAAAAUCUAAGAGCUUCUCCUAUAAUGCCACAACCAAGGUUUGAUCAGACUUCAGGAACAGAUGUCAUUCGAUGUCACAUCAUGCUAAAGGGAGACUAUGAGCUGAUGCUGGACUUAGAAACUGAUACAAUGGUGACUCUAAGACAAAAGCUGUCCAAUGCAAGUGGAGUCCCUGCACAUGUUCUUCACCACAAGUAUGUCAACUUGUUGAUUUGUUCCCUGUGA